This is a messenger RNA of Lolium perenne, 513 nucleotides long. The record is from RefSeq and is a predicted model, not a curated record. NCBI's taxonomy places the organism in Eukaryota, Viridiplantae, Streptophyta, Magnoliopsida, Poales, Poaceae.
AUGCCCCACAGCAUCGUCACGGACAAUGGAUCUAACUUCGAUUCCAAAGAAUUUCGAAAGUUCUGCGACGACGGAGGAAUCAAACUGAAGUUUGCAUCAGUUAGCCACCCUCAGACCAAUGGGCAAGUAGAAAGGAUCAACGGUUUAAUAGGGGAUGGCCUCAAGAAACGCCUUACAGGCGCGGCUGGAGCCUGGGAAGAGGAGCUACCAUCUGUGCUAUGGAGUUUGCGCACUACACCUAACAGGUCAACUCAGUACACCCCGUUUUUCUUGGUGCACGAAGCCGAAGCAGUCCUACCAGCCGACGUUCGGUUCGAAGCUCCUCGGGUGACAGCAUACACAGAAUCCUCUUCAAACAUCGCGCUGCAGGACGAUGUGGACCUUCUCGACGAAGCACGAUACAUUGCCUUAGCAAGAACGGCGGUGUACAAGGAUGUUACAUUCAGGGCUAGGCUCCCUGGCUCCCUUGACCCCUCGUUUCCUUUUCAAGACAAGACUCCAUUUGAGAGAUAA